AUGGCUUCCAGUUCUAACACGUCUGAGAUUGAAAUUGAGGGUCCAGAAUUGAGGCACCUUGGAUUUGUGAGGACCAUUGGCAUUGGAGUGUUUGUCUGUGCUUGGAGUAUCUAUGACUACGCAAAGAGGAACCAUACGCUUUUAAUGCUCCCUGCUCAAAUGCUGGAGGUCCCUGUGCGGAUUGUUCUUGGUCCUGUGGAUAAACUUGUUCCCACACUCCAUGCUUAUACUCCUAUGUGUGCUAAGCGGCUUGUGAGGCCAUUCAAGGUUAUGGCAGAUAAAGUGAUAAAUAAGGCGGUCAUAGCUGCGAAUGAGGCUCAAGCUAGAGGGCCAGAGUCAGCCGCACGGUAUGUUGCUGCAGAGUUUCAGAAAUUUGUGCUAACAACCAUGGCGAAGUUGUGGGUUUAUUUCAAGCAGUAUCUCCUAAUUCGAGCACUAGUGUACUUGGCCCUUCCUGGAGCUGCUUACACUUGCAGGAGGUAUAACAGAUUCAUCAGGUACUCGACUAGGAGGGGUUAUCCUCUUGUGGGGUAUUUACCUGUUAUCCCCAUCAAUGAGUUAGCUGAGGCUGUUCAUCAGGAAUCACUCAAGUCCUUUGGGAAUAUAGCAGAGUCGCCCCGUUACCAUUCAGAUUGA
Molecule: messenger RNA, 636 nt
Organism: Neltuma alba
Lineage: Eukaryota; Viridiplantae; Streptophyta; Magnoliopsida; Fabales; Fabaceae
Product: REF/SRPP-like protein At1g67360
Exons: 3
Coding region: 1-636 (211 amino acids)
Source: RefSeq, a predicted model, not a curated record